AUGAAAAAGGAAGAUACUAAUAGUAAAAUUCCAGGAGCAAAAACAUCAGCCCCGGCGGUACAAAACAAGAAGCAUACUAUAAGAGCAACAUCCUCGAAAGCUGCCACAGGCCCCGUCUGUGUGUUGGGCGGUGAGGAAUAUAGUGUUAACAAAGAAAAGGAGGUUAAAUUAGAAGAAAGUGGCACCAGAACUUCAGAUGCAGACAGAAACGCAACUGAAGCUCCAAUCUCAACGUCGGCGUCUGCGACAGUGACUAACAGUGGUAACAAGUCUUUUCGAAUUGUCACUAGAAGUAACGGCAACGAUGGUAAGAUCACUCGCACGACCGAUCUACCAACUACCACCAUCUUGGAGUCCUCGUCAUCGCUAGCAACAUUGCACUCGACGGAGGAUGUCACUGUUACGAUUCCCCCAUCCGCAAGCUCAACAGCACCACACCCAUCACUCAGAUCUACCUCUUGGGCUCAAGGGUCUUUGGUGGCGAGUGAGAUUGUAGAUGUUUGA
Molecule: messenger RNA, 504 nt
Organism: Paracoccidioides brasiliensis Pb18
Exons: 2
Coding region: 1-504 (167 amino acids)
Source: RefSeq, a predicted model, not a curated record